Messenger RNA from Propithecus coquereli (Coquerel's sifaka), 968 nucleotides. RefSeq names its product tetratricopeptide repeat domain 23-like (gene TTC23L). Gene Ontology annotation, molecular function: protein binding. The coding region runs from base 1 to 864 and encodes 287 amino acids. The record is from RefSeq and is a predicted model, not a curated record. The transcript is spliced from 7 exons. NCBI's taxonomy places the organism in Eukaryota, Metazoa, Chordata, Mammalia, Primates, Indriidae.
AUGCAAACCAGCCCCAUUUGUAUCCCAGCUGUUAGCAAUGACAUCGACUGGGACUUCUGCUUCCAUCUGUCACAGCAAGCCAAGAUCCCAGCACAUCAACAAACAGAUCAAUUUUAUUCCUCUGGUGGGUCUGGAGAGAGUGAAGAAGAAACUAAAGCCAAGGAUGAGGAGAAGGCCGUAGACUGUAUGUUUCUUCCCAAAGACAAAUUAGCUCAAUCCCAGAAGAAAAUUGCUCAACUGGUUAAGGAAAAAAUGAAUACCCAAGCAAACAAGGAGCUGAUUCGAUGUGUCAUCCUUUCUCGGAUUAUUUUUGGGGAAGGUCACUGGAAAUGUGCACAGGCUUUGGCCAGCCUAGCUUAUGGCUACCUGACAUUGAGAGGCCUCCCAGUUCAGGCUAAGAAACAUGCUGAGUCUGCCAAGAACACACUGUUGACCUGGAAGGCAAACAUGACCUUAGACAAGGAGAAAAAGGAAAUCCUGGAAGCUCUGGUCAUGCUCUACUACACUCUGGGUGUGGCCUGGCUCCUGCAGAACCAUGGCAGAGAGGCCUAUUUCAACCUGCAGAAGGCAGAGAGAAAUAUGAAGGAACUGAAAGAAUUACAUAAGGGAAGCGUUUGUGGAUUGCAAGUCUCAGAGAAAGACCUAACAAUUGCUUUGGGCAGAGCCUCCUUGGCCAUCCACAGGCUGAACCUAGCUCUGGCAUACUUUGAAAAGGCAAUUGGCAAUGUUAUUGCUGCCAAGGGUGAUAGGACGUCAGAUCUGAUUGGUUUAUAUGAGGAAAUUGCUCAGAUCGAGCAGCUGAGGAGGAACCACGACCAAGCCAUCCAGUACUUGCAGCAGAUGCUGUUGAGAUAUAUUUUAUAAAAAGUAUCAGUGCAUAUCAAGCAACUUUGGGCUCAAAGGAUUUUGAAACACUAAGCACCAUUGAAGAAUUUUGCAAAUGGCUUGUCCAAAAUGGGGAAAAACGG